Messenger RNA from Magallana angulata, 4363 nucleotides. RefSeq names its product DNA repair protein complementing XP-C cells-like. Gene Ontology annotation, cellular component: nucleus; cytoplasm; XPC complex. The coding region runs from base 148 to 3576 and encodes 1142 amino acids. The transcript is spliced from 22 exons. NCBI's taxonomy places the organism in Eukaryota, Metazoa, Mollusca, Bivalvia, Ostreida, Ostreidae. Gene Ontology annotation, molecular function: single-stranded DNA binding; damaged DNA binding. Gene Ontology annotation, biological process: nucleotide-excision repair; mismatch repair. The record is from RefSeq and is a predicted model, not a curated record.
CACAUGUCAUAGCAGAGCACCUUCCUCAGUUAUAAUGGCUGAUCGUUGUUGACGUGAAAUUAAAGAAUCAACAGGUGAGAGAGUACCUAACUGGAUCAUUGAUGUCGCCAAUAUAUACCAGUUAUUGGAAAUAUAUUUACAAGAGUUAUGCCACCCCGAAAAGGUAGUAAACAGAAAACUGAGAAACGAACGAAAAGUACUCAAGGUAACGCCAUCAACAAUGAAAAUGACAUUAAACAGGUCAAAUUAUCUAAGGAUCGAGCAGCAGAUUAUGGCGUAAAUAGCGAAAGGAGGAAUGAUUCACAAACUGUACAGAAGCCAGCAAAGAGAAAAAGAGGUGAUGACAAGAAGGGUAAUCCAGUUCCGAAGGGAGAAACAGAAUUGUCUAGGGAUAAUAAAGGUAAUAUUAAUGUGUCAAAAACACCUGGAGGUGAAACUUCAGAGCACAAUGAGGAAACUAACAAAAAGGGGAGGAAGCGGAUCACACAAUCUUCUGGAAAAAGUAAGGAUGAACCGAAAGCAAAAAAAGGGAGAAGAAAGCAAGCUGAAACUGUUGAAAUUCAGAGAUCUGCAAAGAGGACAAGAACAAAGAGAACAUUAGACAAAGUUGCUGAUGAGAGUACAAUUAAAAGCAAGAUCAAGAAAGAAGAACAAACAGAGACUACUGGUAAUGUAAAAACUGAAGCUGUCCCAGAGAACGACACGAAGAAUUUGUCAGUGAGUGCAAAGAACAACACGAAAAAUUUGUCAGUUACGAUUAACAAUGACAAUGAUGUUGAUGAUGUGGGUGUGAUGUCAUCAACUGAUGAUGAUGAUGUUGAUGAUGUUGGUGUGAUGUCAUCAACUGAUGAUGCUGAUGAUUUUGAACCAGUAACGAAAAAGUUAAAGGUCCCAUUACAAACAAAUAGAGUUGAAAGAAGAUCAGCAAAAGACCAAAAAAGCAUUGUAAAAGAGUCUCUGCCAAUCAUUCAAAAUGUCACUGAGAAGACCAAGAAAAAGCCUGUUGGCAAAGCACAAAAAAAAUCAAAAGACAAUGUGAAUUUGGGUACCAAAAUUAAAAAUACUCGUCAAAGUAAAACUUCCUCAUCAAAAAAAGAGAAAACGAAUAAACACUCCCAUGAUUCUGCCACUGAAUCUCAAACUCCUGUCAUCACUAAAACUUGCCCAACCAAGAGUGUUCAUUCAGAAAAAGCCACUAACUGCCAUGGAAGUGCACAGAAAAUUGACCAAUCAGAUGUAAUGUCUGUUCUUCUUCACAUGGAGGGGGGAAGUGACAUGGCUGGUCCAUCUGUGCCGUGUUCAAGGGAUUCAGGGAGUGAGGAGGGUAGUGUGGAGGACAGCGAGGAAGACUCAGACUGGGAAGAGGUCAAAGAUCUUGGAGGCAGCCCUCAGAAAUCCCAAAUUCCAAAAGACCCGGUGGAAGUAAUUCUGGAGGCUCCAAACUUCCUCAAGAAAAGAAAAAAGAAAGGGUUUGACUGGAAGGCGUACGUUCAGAGACAAAUUAAUCGAUUCAACAAAGAGCUGACAGAAGAUAUUCAUAAGGUACAUCUGAUGUGUUUGUUAAUGAGGGGUCGAUACCUGAACCAGGUGUGUAACAAUCCAGUCCUGAGGGGUGUUGCGUUGUCUCUUGUGCCCUCUGAAAUGUCCAAGGUCACAGUCAAAAAGUUUGAUGUCUCAGCCCACACCCGCUUAAUGAACUGGUUCAGGGAGGCAGUCAGUAUUGAUCUCCAACUAGCAGAAGAUGCCCAGUCCAACCUGGUCCAAAGUCUUAUAAAAGGAAUGGAGACAAGAAAAGUUGCCAGCCCACUGGAAUAUGUUCUGGUAUACCUCAUCAUGUUACGGUGCCUAGGUGUGAGGGCUAGACUGGUGACCUCAUUGCAGCCCCUCCCCCUUAAAAACACCAAAAAAGUAGAAAAUACAAAGAAAAUUAACAUCAAAGGCAACCCUGCCACAAUCAAGAAGCCCAUCAAAUCAAAGUCAGAUUCAAAAGCUGAAGGAAAGUUGGACACAAAAUCAAAGAAAAAAGGAACUGCAGGCAAGAAAACAGAGAAACAGAGAAAGAAACAAAAGGCAAGCAAACCAGAUAGUGUGUCACAUGCCUCAAGUACUCUCAAAACCAAAAACAAAAAUCUCAGGAAGCGUGGCUCCAAAGUGAGGCCAGACAGUUACCAUGACAAGAGUGAUGUUGAUGACUCAGAUGAGGACUUUGAGCCAGAAAAUGUUAGUGAGAGCGAACCAGAGGUUGAUGAUAGCAGAAAAAGAAAGAAAAAAUCUUUAAGCAACUCUGUCAAGUCAAGCCAAUCACCUGGCAGAUCUGAUGAGGAUUCUGAUUUUAUGGAGGAGAUGGUACAAUUCAGGAGCCCAGUCAGAAAACCUCAGUCGGGGGAGAAAAAGAACAGGAAAGUCUUAUCAUCUGACUCAGAGAGUGAAUCCACUGCAUCGAAUCAUGGUUGUGAUGAAUGGGUGGAAGUUUUUAUUGAAGCAGAAAAAUCUUGGAUUUGCAUUGACUGCAUACGAGGACACGUCAAUCGACCUUAUCGUAUAGAGAGUGCAGCCACUCAGCCUGUUCAUUAUGUGGUGGCCUACAAUGAAGAGGGUGAAUGGAAAGAUGUGACAGCGAGAUAUGCCUCUAAGUGGAUGACAGAGACCAGAAAGCUACGGGUGGAUCCAGAGUGGUGGAGCGAGACCCUUGGUGUGUUCAGGUGUGAGGAGGACAGCACGGAGGAUGAGGAGAUCAAAGCUAACCUGAUGAAGCGCCCUCUACCCACCAGUGUUUCAGCAUACAAGAGUCACCCAUUAUAUGCACUUAGGAGACAUUUAUUGAAGUAUGAAGCCAUUUACCCAGAAACGGCAGCACCUCUCGGUUACAUAAGGGGAGAACCAGUCUAUGCCAGAGAAUGUGUGCACGAGUUACAUUCACGUGAAAACUGGUUGAAAGAAGGAAGAGCUGUUAGGAUUGGGGAAGAAGCCUAUAAAAUGGUGAAAUCAAGAGCAAAAUGGAAUAAGCCUAAAGUGGAUCCCGAGGCAUUGGAUCUGGAACUGUUUGGAUUGUGGCAGACAGAAGAGUAUAUUCCUCCACCUGCUGUAGAUGGAAAGGUUCCCAGAAAUGCCUAUGGCAAUAUUGAACUCUUCAAGUCCUCUAUGUUACCAGCUGGCACUGUGUAUCUCAAAGUUCCGGGCUUGAAUAAGGUGGCCAAGAAGUUGAACAUGGACUGUGUGCCGGCCAUGGUGGGCUGGGAUUCCCACUGUGGAUUCUCCCAUCCAGUGUUGGAGGGGUUCGUGGUGUGUGAGGAACAUAAAGACAUUCUCCUGGCCGCCUGGGACGAGGAACAAGAAAUCCAGAAACAGAAGGAGGCAGAGAAAAAAGAGAAGAGAGCAGUAGGAAACUGGAAACUGUUGAUUAAGGGCCUGCUGAUCAAAGAAAGAAUUAAGAAGAGAUUUAACCUGAUGGAAAAGGAUGAAGAACAAGACACUAAGCAAAAGCCAAAAGGCAAGAUUGCAACUGAUGCAGAAAAAUCCUGGCCACGAAAACAUCAGCAGUCCAAGAAGUUGUCACACAGUCAGGAAACCAUGUAAAAAGUGUCUGUCAGGAAACCAUGUAAAAAGUGUCCAUCAGGAAACCAUGUAAAAAGUGUCCAUCAGGAAACCAUGUAAAAAGUGUCUGUCAGGAAACCAUGUAAAAAGUGUCUGUCAGGAAACCAUGUAAAAAGUGUCCAUCAGGAAACCAUGUAAAAAGUGUCUGUCAGGAAACCAUGUAAAAAGUGUCCAUCAGGAAACCAUGUAAAAAGUGUCUGUCAGGAAACCAUGUACGGUAAAAAUUGUCCGUCAGGAAACCAUGUAAAAAGUUUCCAUUAGGAAACCAUGUACGGUAAAAAAGUGUCCGUCAAGAAACCAUGCAAAAAGUGUCCGUCAGGAAACCAUGUAAAAAGUGUCUGUCAGGAAACCAUGUAAAAAAUGUCCGUCAGAAAAACUCCCAGAAAAACUUGAGCAGAAAAUCCUGGCCACAAAAACAUCAGCAGUUGGAGAAGUUGUCGCAGAUAUAGAGUCAGGAAACCAUAUGAGAAGUGUCAGUGUCCGUCAGAAAAAACAAACAAACUUAAGCAAUAGACUCAGGAAUAUGUUAAAAACCCUUACCUACAACUACUCAGGAUGUUUGUUACACUACAUUAAGUAGAAAUUGCUAAAUCUUCCAAUUCAUGCUUAAAAGAGCACAGGUAAAAAAAUGGAUGCAUGGCUUCUGUAAAUAUUGACCAUUUUACUCUCCAAGAAAUGACAGCUAUAGAAUCAUUGAAGUAUGUGUUCAUGGUUCCAUGAUUCUUUGAAAAACUUAUGCAGUAUGUUACAAUAAAAUAUAAUAUUUUUA